This is a messenger RNA of Aspergillus heteromorphus CBS 117.55, 1913 nucleotides long. RefSeq lists its product as uncharacterized. Gene Ontology annotation, biological process: regulation of DNA-templated transcription; DNA-templated transcription. The transcript has a single exon. Lineage: Eukaryota; Fungi; Ascomycota; Eurotiomycetes; Eurotiales; Aspergillaceae. Bases 99 to 1913 code for a protein of 604 amino acids. The record is from RefSeq and is a predicted model, not a curated record. Gene Ontology annotation, molecular function: zinc ion binding; DNA-binding transcription factor activity, RNA polymerase II-specific; DNA binding.
AAUGCUCCAUGCUUAUGCCACCGUGUCCUCAUGCAUGUCCUAGUGUCAAAGCAUCAGGAUGAAAAGGAUUCUUCCCCAGAGGGAGACUCACCCAUAAGAUGGCGCGCCCAUCCCCGCUGGCCUGCACGGAAUGUCGCAAGCAACAUCUCAAAUGCGACGCGAAAACCCCCGCCUGCUCCCGCUGUAUGCAGAACCGCCUGAACUGCAACUAUCUUCCAUCGCGCCGGGGAGGGAGGCGGAGAACUCGAGAAGCGGUCCGACAGCAGUCUACUGCAACCCCCGCCUAUCCCCGGCACCUGCAGCAGCAGAUUGCUUCGGGCUCAUCUGUCACAGACUUGAUCAUAACCCCGCACACCACGAACCUGAGCGGAACAGAUGAUUCCUCAAUGGUGUCUGGACAGCAAGCCCGACGUAUGACCCCGUCAGAGGAUGCCCAGGAUUCUUCCGAUUCAGACGCUCGGUUGGUCCGUUUGUAUUAUGACAAUUUUCACUCGGCGCACCCCAUCCUCGUCCCCGCUGCAUUAUAUGAAGAGCGCAAGUACCCGGCCUAUUUGCAUCAACUUGUCGUCUUUAUAGGCAGUCAUUUCCUGUCACAGCCAUCUGGGAACUCCCUUCCGGAUUCGACGUCCGUGCAGUUGAGCGCCGGGGGUGAGAGAACGCCGUGCAAAGUUCAAGCUCUCCUCUUGCAUUCCAUAAUCUCAUGUGCUCGUGGCGAAUGCCCACAGGCUCAUGCCUUCUUCUCGCAGGCCGUCGACAUUGCUCUGGAGCUGGGAAUGUACCGAAAGGAUUUCGCAGCCAUCUCUUCCCAUGGGCAGGAUGUUGAAGCCGAAAGUCUGCGUCGGACUUGGUGGGAACUCUUUACCGUGGAUGUUUAUAUGGCCGCUUUGCAGAAGAAAGUCGUCCUGCGGUGCAGUAGCGUUCCUUAUGAUGUGGCCUUGCCGUGUGAAGAAUCAGUGUAUGCAAAUCACACCAAUAUUCCCUCGCCACCAACGCUUGCUGGAUUCAACAAGCGCAUUUUCGCAGACGACGAAGGGGAGCCAUAUCAAUCCCGGUAUUCAUCCUUUAGCUACCGUAUCGAGGCAGUCUGCAUCCUGGCGCGAGUACUAGUGCUCAAUAGUCUGCCCGAGACUCACAGGGACCACCUACAAGCCGUGGAGAACGCACUUGUCAGCUGGACAAACCAUCUUCCGCCAAAUAAAGUUGAUAUUGUCGACACUUACGGUAGUGUUGAUGAGAUACUCUUUCAGGCACAUAUCACCAUUCACUACGCGGCAAUGCUUCUGCAUCUACCGAGGAGCAGUCUGCGACCCGUUUGUCCAGAUGUGGGAUUCCCGAUAUGCCCGGUGAUCCCAUCUCGCCUUUCCCCAUCAUUCACCCGCCAUGUCCAUGACAUAAAAACGACCGAAGCAUCAAAACAGCUGUCUAAUCUACUCUCUGUGCGCCCCAGUGUACAGCGAUACAGCCCAUUUGUUGUAUUCAGCCUAGUACUAUGCGGAAUGGUACAGCUCGCUACAAGUCGGAUUCACUCCUCUGACUGUUCCGAUCACCACUGCAAUCGCAUCAUUCUUGUGCUGGGGUGUCUUAAGACAUUGCGGCAGAAAUGGCCUAUUGCAAACCGAGCUCAUCAAUAUCUUCGGUGUGUGGCAGCAGAAACAUUCACCGCUUGGAUUGAGUCCCGAUACCCACAAACCAGCAGCGGCGUGCCCUCUGCCGCAAGAAACGAGGCCCCUAAUAAUUCUUCGUCUGCCGAACAUAAUGCGUGGACUGCUAUUGCGGGAAAUCACCCUUUUAUCCGGUGUACAGAGACCGAUGUUCAAGGACUGUUCUCACCUGGACUGCUAUCAGCAUAUAUCGACCCGACAUGCAGUGAGCCACUGCUUUUGAGCUCCAUGCCUGAACUUGACUUCACUUGA